AGUAAGUGGAAUAUCUCUGACGGGAAACGUUAAUGUUUGGUUAUCAGUAUCUUAGGGAGGUGCCGGGGAGGUGUGGUGUAGGAUUAGGAAGUUGUUAAAUAUUUUAAAUGGAUAGUCAGGGCAGAAAAGUUAUUGUUUGCGAUAAUGGAACAGGGUUCGUUAAAUGCGGGUACGCAGGCUCGAAUUUUCCUGCUCAUAUAUUCCCAUCAAUGGUUGGAAGGCCAAUUAUCAGAGCUGUAAAUAAGAUUGGUGACAUAGAAGUGAAGGAAGAUGUUUAUGUCAAAGACUUAAUGGUCGGAGAUGAAGCAAGCAAACUCCGAUCCAUGCUGGAAGUAAAUUAUCCAAUGGAAAAUGGAAUUGUAAGGAACUGGGAAGAUAUGUGCCAUGUAUGGGAUUAUACAUUUGGCGAAGAGAAAAUGAACAUAAACCCAAAAGAAUGCAAGAUUCUUCUGACUGAACCUCCAAUGAACCCAACGAAGAACAGAGAAAAAAUGAUAGAGGUAAUGUUUGAGAAAUAUCAGUUUGCUGGAGCAUACAUAGCCAUACAAGCUGUACUCACAUUGUAUGCACAAGGGCUUCUAAGUGGUGUUGUGGUGGAUUCUGGUGAUGGUGUAACACAUAUUUGUCCAGUUUAUGAAGAAUUUGCCCUACCACAUCUUACAAGAAGAUUAGACAUUGCAGGAAGAGAUAUCACUAGAUACUUGAUAAAGCUGUUGCUACUGCGUGGAUAUGCCUUCAACCAUUCUGCCGAUUUUGAGACCGUGAGGAUAAUGAAGGAGAAGCUGUGUUACAUUGGCUACAACAUUGAAACGGAACAAAAAUUGGCCCUUGAAACAACAGUACUAGUUGAACCCUAUACGUUACCUGAUGGCAGAGUUAUUAAGGUUGGUGGUGAGAGAUUUGAAGCACCCGAGGCUUUAUUCCAGCCUCAUCUAAUCAAUGUUGAAGGGCAAGGAAUUGCUGAGUUGGUUUUUAAUACAAUCCAGGCUGCCGACAUUGAUAUGCGCACAGAAUUAUACAAACACAUAGUGUUAUCUGGUGGGUCAACCAUGUACCCAGGUUUACCAAGCAGACUGGAAAGGGAAAUCAAGCAGCUGUACCUUGAACGAGUUCUUAAGAAUGACAUUGACAAAUUAUCUAAAUUCAAAAUACGCAUAGAAGACCCUCCUCGGCGAAAGGACAUGGUAUUCAUUGGUGGAGCUGUUCUAGCAGAUGUUAUGAAAGAUCGAGAUACGUUCUGGAUGACCAAUGAAGAAUAUCAGGAGAAAGGUGUUGGUGUACUAAAGAAACUAGGUGCUAGAUCCAGCUAGAACGGCCAGAAUUUAUGGGAUGUUAUUGCAAUUGGCAUGACUUUCAUUGCCUUUGAGGCAUUUUAUAAAAGCAAGUUGCAUUUAUAGUAGCAGGAUUCCGGCUUGGAAGUUGUGCAAACUUUACUUGCUGGAGAGUCCAUUGUGUCAUUAAAAAUGCACAUCACAAUCCAGUAAAAUGUUUUAUGUACUUUUUUCUGUUUAAAAUGGUCAUUCAGUGUCUUUACAAAUCAUAUUGUUAAAAUGCAUACUUACUCUAAUUCAUUGCACCUUUUUUCAGAAGUAUUAGUACAAUGUGUGUUGGCAGAAAUAGUGAGCAUUAAGGCACCCAAUUAAUGUGGUAAGAUCAAGAUCACAGUAAAUUAAUUUUUAAUUUAUUAAAGUUUUCAAGAAAGAGGGACCUCAAUUGAGUCCUCAGCCAAGCAAAAUGUGAACUUUUAACUAUUUAUAGAUGGAAAAUAAUUGUACCUCAUUUAUUGUUGAAUAUUUUAAAUGUCAUAGUGAUGAAGUACAGCCACACUCUUCCAAAGGAGCAUAAAGAAUGGCCUACAGUGUUCCUAAGCAACUAAAUUACAAAUAGGUUGUGUAUACAAUUGCUGUUGUACAACAUGUAUAUCUAGAGCAGACAUUUUUAAAUCUGAUAAAGAACACCAGUAUUUUAAAAACGACAUAACGUAGAAUAUAAGAACCUUAAGUUUGUUUUGUAAUGUGUUAAAUGAGAAUACUGUUAUUGGAGCACGUGUGUGCGUAUAUAUGUCUACAUGAAGGACAAAAGUUUUGUUAAUACAAGAGUUUGUAUUCUAAAGAAGUUAGUAUUUAUUUAGAAAUAAAUUUCUUAUUUUGUCAUGUAACUUU
This is a messenger RNA of Schistocerca piceifrons (Central American locust), 2162 nucleotides long. It is a transcript of the gene Arp2, whose product is annotated as actin-related protein 2-B. The record is from RefSeq and is a predicted model, not a curated record. Gene Ontology annotation, molecular function: actin filament binding. Gene Ontology annotation, cellular component: actin cortical patch; Arp2/3 protein complex. The transcript is spliced from 10 exons. Lineage: Eukaryota; Metazoa; Arthropoda; Insecta; Orthoptera; Acrididae. The coding region runs from base 108 to 1310 and encodes 400 amino acids. Gene Ontology annotation, biological process: Arp2/3 complex-mediated actin nucleation.